AUGUCCAGUAGUAUGUCAGACGCGGAAACGAUCCGCAUCCUUGUCUCAACGGACAACCAUGUCGGCUACAAUGAGCGAGACCCCAUCAGGGGCGACGAUAGCUGGAAGAGUUUCCACGAAGUAAUGUGCCUGGCGAAGCAACGUGAUGUGGAUAUGGUGCUCCUGGCGGGCGAUCUUUUCCACGAGAACAAGCCUUCCCGGAAAUCCAUGUAUCAAGUGAUGCGCUCAAUUCGAAUGAACUGUCUCGGCGAGAAACCUUGUGAACUUCAACUGCUUAGUGACGCAAGCGAAAACUUUCAGGGCGCCUUCAACCAUGUCAAUUAUGAAGAUCUCGAUAUUAACGUCGGAAUUCCCAUCUUCUCUAUCCACGGAAACCAUGACGACCCAUCCGGGGAGGGCCACCUUGCGGCUUUGGACAUCCUACAGGUCUCGGGUCUACUCAAUUAUUAUGGGCGAACGCCGGAGUCAGACAAUAUCCAGCUCAAGCCGGUUCUACUGCAGAAAGGCCGAACCAAACUGGCGCUCUAUGGAAUGAGCAACGUGCGAGACGAGCGGUUAUUCCGCACAUUCCGUGACGGAAAGGUCAAGUUCUUCAGACCCUCCGUCCAGAAAGAUGAUUGGUAUAACCUGAUUUGUGUCCAUCAAAACCACCAUCCAUACACGGAGACAGGAUACCUUCCCGAGAACUUCCUUCCAGAAUUCCUCGAUCUUGUCAUCUGGGGUCACGAGCAUGAGAGUUUGAUCAACCCUCGUACCAACCCAGAAACGAAAUUCAAGGUGAUGCAGCCGGGUUCAUCGGUCGCAACCUCCUUGGUGCCCGGCGAAGCAGUACCGAAACAUGUCGCUAUUCUGAGCAUCACGGGAAAAGAGAUGAAAUGCGAGCCGAUCCGGCUCAAGUCGGUACGCCCGUUUGUGAUGCGGGAGAUUGUGCUGUCCGAAGAAAAAGGAGCUCAAAAACUAGCGCGCAAAGAGAACAACCGCACUGAAGUCACCCGCUUCCUCAUGGACAUCGUAGAGGAACUAAUUGAACAGGCCAAUGCGGAGUGGCUAGAGCUGCACCGCCCCCAGCGGCAGGAGGGCGAAGAAGACGAAGACGAAGAAGACGAGCUAGAGGUCCCCUUGCCGCUCGUACGGCUCCGGGUCGAAACAUCCACACCCGAAGGUGGCAGCUAUGACUGCGAGAACCCGCAGAGAUUCUCGAACAGAUUCGUCGGUAAAGUCGCCAAUGUCAACGACGUCGUGCAGUUCCACCGAAAGAAGAAAAACCCUACAGCACGGAAGAAGGAUAACGAUCUCGAUGAAGAGGCAUUGUCCCGCCUCUCCACGCUAGACACAGUACAAGUCGAACAACUCGUCCGCGAGUUCCUCGCCCAGCAAUCCUUGUCUAUUCUCCCACAAAACUCCUUCGGCGAUGCGGUCUCCCAGUUCAUUGACAAGGACGACAAACACGCCAUGGAGAUGUUUGUGAACGAGUCUCUCGAUGGUCAAAUAAAGCACCUCCUCUCACUCGACCGCGACAGUGAUGCCGACGAGGAUGACACACAACAAAGUUCCUUGCAAAAAGCCAUGGAGAAAUACCGCACUCAGAUGGAAGACAUGUUCUCAAGAGGCGUCAAGAAACGCACCCGUGGCAAGAAGCGCUUCAAGCCAAAGCCCGACACCUGGGACUCCGAAUUCGACGGCCCUUGGGAAGACCAGCCAGGUGCGCUCAUCCACUCGGACAACGAAGGCGGCGACCCCAACGAGGAAGAAGCCGGUGAGGACGGCACUGAGGCACCAGCUGCACGAACAUCUACACGCGGCCGUGGGCGAGGUAGAGGAGGUAGAGCCGCAGCGACCGCGACCACCCGCAAAGCAGCUACCACGAAAGCGGCCGCAGCCAAGAAGCCUGCAGCGUCCAAAACAAAAGCAACGACCGCCCGAGGACGCGGCCGCCGCGCCGUAUCUGAAGACGAAGACGAGGAUGAAGACGACGUCGUCAUGCUCGACGACGACGACGAACCUGAAGUCAUAGAGCCAGACGAUGAAGACGAAGACGAAGAUUCGCAAGCCCUCUUCGUCAAACAACCAGCCAGCAAGACACGCAAAACAGCCGCAGCUGCCACGACCACAACCCGCACGCGCCAGACGAAACGCACAGCUGCGUCUCCCGCCCCGUCCUCAAAUACUGUCAGCCAAACCACCACCGCGCGUCGUGGAAGAGGAGGCAAGCAAACCCAGCUAACGCUGGACUUUGUUGGCUCGCAGUCGAGUCAGCGUGCUGGUGCUGGGGCAAGCAGUAAUACGAGGUCGAUGAGGCCGAAUCGCACCACACGGAGUGUCAGUGUGCUCAGCGAGGACAUUGACGAUAGUGAUGGGUUUGAGCCAAUGCCUAGCAGUAAUCGCCGGAGGAGGUAG
Messenger RNA from Aspergillus mulundensis, 2397 nucleotides. Its product is annotated as MRX complex nuclease subunit. The transcript is spliced from 2 exons. Gene Ontology annotation, biological process: mitochondrial double-strand break repair via homologous recombination; meiotic DNA double-strand break formation; telomere maintenance. Gene Ontology annotation, cellular component: Mre11 complex; nucleus. The record is from RefSeq and is a predicted model, not a curated record. Gene Ontology annotation, molecular function: manganese ion binding; DNA endonuclease activity; 3'-5'-DNA exonuclease activity. Bases 1 to 2397 code for a protein of 798 amino acids. Lineage: Eukaryota; Fungi; Ascomycota; Eurotiomycetes; Eurotiales; Aspergillaceae.